Messenger RNA from Naegleria gruberi, 591 nucleotides. RefSeq names its product ARF/SAR family small GTPase. Gene Ontology annotation, biological process: membrane organization; endoplasmic reticulum to Golgi vesicle-mediated transport; intracellular protein transport. NCBI's taxonomy places the organism in Eukaryota, Heterolobosea, Eutetramitea, Acrasida, Naegleriidae. Gene Ontology annotation, molecular function: GTPase activity; GTP binding. The transcript is spliced from 4 exons. Gene Ontology annotation, cellular component: endoplasmic reticulum exit site; COPII vesicle coat. The coding region runs from base 1 to 582 and encodes 193 amino acids. The record is from RefSeq and is a predicted model, not a curated record.
AUGUUCCUCUUCGAUUGGUUUUGGUCCAUCUUGAGUGCUCUCGGCUUGUAUCAAAAGUCUGGUAAGAUUUUGUUUUUGGGAUUGGACAAUGCUGGUAAGACUACUCUCUUGCACAUGUUGAAGAGCGAAAAACUUGGUACUUACUCACCAACUCAACAUCCAAACGUUGAGGAACUCACUAUGGGAAAUAUGAAUUUUAAAACAAUAGAUCUUGGUGGACACGUCUUAGCUAGAAGAUUGUGGAAGGAUUACUUUACAUCAGACGUUAGUGCUGUUGUCUUCUUAGUCGACUCUGCUGAUAAUGGUCGUUUCGAAGAAGCUUCAAAGGAAUUGCACGGUCUUCUCGGAUAUGAAGAUUUGCAAAAGGUUCCAUUCUUAAUUUUAGGUAACAAGAUCGACAAGCCACAAGCUAUUGGUGAACAACAAUUGGCUUACUAUUUGAAGGUUGAUGGUUUGCUCACAGGCAAGCAACACGGAAUUGACAAGGAUGGAGGUCGUCGUCCAGUUGAAAUUUUCAUGUGCAGCAUAGUGAAUCAAAUGGGUUAUGGAGAAGGUUUCCAAUGGCUUUCAUCCAAGUUCUAAAUUCUUUUG